UUUCUAAUUCUUUUUCUUCCUUAAAAAAUCUUCUUCUUCUUUCUUCUUCGACUCUACUUACUACCUCAGAAAUUCAAAUCCAGUUAAACUAACCCAAAUCAAAAUUAGGGAUUUGAAGGUGAAACCAUAUGUCACUAAACUGAAAAAUGGGUACUGAUACUAUCAGAAGAACAAAUGAAGAUGAUGAUUCUUCAUCAAUUUCUUCUUCUUCUUCUUCUUCUUCUAUAUCUGCUACUCAAAUCACUGCUGUAGCUGUGAAAGGAAACAGUAAGAGCAGCAAAAUAGCAGUUCGUUGGGCAAUUGAUAAUCUCAUGAUUCAUUCUUAUCAUCAUCAGCUUCUUCUUAUUUAUGUCAUGCCUUCUAUUACUUCCAUUUCAACUACUUGGAAACGUACACCUGUGAAUGAAAUGGAUGUGAAUGUGGUUGAUAAUUAUAGGAGAAACAUGGAAUUGAAAUGUGAAGAAAUCUUUCUACCAUAUAUGGCAAUGUGCAAAACAGGAAAGAUGGAUACAUUGGUUUUGGAGGAUGAUAAUCCUGCGUACGCGUUGCUGAGAUAUAUAUCGGAAUCGGGUUGUAACAAUUUGGUGUUGGGGUCUUCGUCGAGUUACUUUACAAGGAAAUUCAAGAGUGAGGAUGUACCAACAAAGCUUAGGCAAUUCGUUACAAAGACGUGCAAUAUUUAUGUUGUAUCAAGAAACAAACUCAUUACGAAGUUAGCGGAUUGUUCCUCGAAUGCUGGGACAAGUGAUAGAAAUAGUAUGCGGACAGUAACAGAUACAGAAUGUUCUAGUACCAGUGGGGAACAAACAUAUGGUUUUCAUUCUCGUUCAGUGUCAGAGGUUGAUAGUAUCUCUGAAGCAUCAUCAAAUAUGUCUAGUCCAGAAAGGACAAAUAGGGUCUCUUUUGGUAGUUCGAGUGCUGAGUUUAAUUCGGGAAAGAACCAUCAGAGGAUUCAGAAUUUUGGCAGUAAGGAACUCGAAUUUCCAAUAUCUGGAAAUUACGAUUUCAUGGCUUCUUAUAAGGAUGCUAAUCAGGCUAAGCACCAGAUUGAAUUAGAAGGACUUCAGUUAGAACUACGGAGUACUCAUGACAUGUAUGAUCGAGCUUGUGAGGAUCUGAUUCAUGUCCAGAAGAAGGUCCAGGCACUGUCUUCUGAAUGUGCUGAAGAGGCAAGGGAAUUACGUGCUGCUAUGGAAAGAGAAGAACUGUGGAAACAAACUGCUAAAGAGGAGAACUCCAAGCAUUUGGAAACUGUAAAAGAACUUGAGCUAGCAAAAAAACUGCUUGCAAAGGAGGUUUAUGCGAGACAAAGAGCCGAAUUGAGCGUCGUGACCAACUCCUCAGAAAGACAGGAGUUAGUUGAUGCUCUCCUUUUGGGGGAUAAAAGAUAUAAAAGAUACAGUAGGGAUGAAAUAGAGGUUGCCACUGAAUUUUUCUCGGAAGCCAAAAAGAUAGGUGAAGGAGGAUUUGGGAAAGUGUACAAAUGCAGCCUCGGUCAUACACCAGUCGCUGUCAAGGUUCUUAAACCAGAUGAAUCUGACAGGACCAAGAAAGAAGAGUUCUUGAUGGAGGUUGAAGUUCUUAGCAAACUACGCCAUCCUAACUUAGUUUUACUGCUUGGAGCCUGUCCAGAAAUUGGUUCUCUAGUUUACGAAUACAUGGAAAAUGGAAGUCUAGAUAAACGCCUGUUCUGCCAUGGAGGAACUCCACCUCUUCCUUGGUUUGUGCGAUUCCGAAUUGCUUAUGAAGUAGCUUGCGGUCUGUCAUUUCUACAUCGUUCAGUACCGGAACCAAUCAUUCAUCGGGAUUUAAAACCAGGGAAUAUACUGUUAGACCGAAACUAUACAAGCAAAAUUGCAGAUGUUGGGAUAGCUAAGUUUCUAUCUGUUGUUGUGCCUGACAAUGUUACAGAGUAUAGAAACUCUAUUCUUGCAGGUACACUGAAUUACAUGGAUCCUGAAUACUAUAGAACUGGUACAGUCCGACCCAAAUCAGAUGUAUAUGCUUUUGGAGUGAUUGUAUUGCAGCUUUUGACUGCUCGCCGUGCAAAUGGGUUGUGUGUGGCUGUUGAAAAUGCGAUUAGAAGUGGUUCCUUUCAUGAUGUUUUAGACAAGUCAAUUUCAGAUUGGCCACUUGCUGAGGCGGAGGAAUUAGCUUGCAUUGCUUUACAAUGUUGCAAACUUAAAUGCAGAGAUAGACCUGAUCUUGAUUCCACAGUUUUGCCAGUGCUCGAAAAGCUUUCAAAUCUAGCCACCGUUCAGCUAAAGAAGGGAAAUAUCACUCCGAGCUACUUCUUCUGCCCUAUUCUCCAGGAGAUAAUGGAAGAUCCAUACAUUGCAGCGGAUGGAUUUACGUACGAGUACACUGCUAUAAGAGCAUGUCUUGAGAAACAGAAGGUAUCUCCAGUGACUAGGCUCAUGCUCCCACACUCUAAGCUUACCCCAAAUCAUACAUUACGCUCUGCCAUACAAGAAUGGAAGCAACAUAAUUCAAGUUACUGAACAACAGUCGAUAGGCGUAAUAGAUGGAACUAUAACUUGUAGAUUUUUUUAUUUAAUUCUCCCACACCCUUGGGAUAUAUGAAUUUUCCGCAGUUCUCUGCCUGCUCAUUACAACAAUAUACAUAUUGAUAAUCUGAGAUGUAUUGUAAACAUUACAGAUGUAAACUUAGUUACAUUUCGAAAUGCUUAGAUUAUUUGAUAUUAA
Papaver somniferum (opium poppy) is the source of this 2706-nucleotide messenger RNA. Its product is annotated as U-box domain-containing protein 34-like. Lineage: Eukaryota; Viridiplantae; Streptophyta; Magnoliopsida; Ranunculales; Papaveraceae. Bases 147 to 2501 code for a protein of 784 amino acids. Gene Ontology annotation, molecular function: ATP binding; protein kinase activity; ubiquitin-protein transferase activity. The record is from RefSeq and is a predicted model, not a curated record. Gene Ontology annotation, biological process: protein ubiquitination; protein phosphorylation. The transcript has 9 exons.